Molecule: messenger RNA, 4662 nt
Organism: Oryzias latipes (Japanese medaka)
Lineage: Eukaryota; Metazoa; Chordata; Actinopteri; Beloniformes; Adrianichthyidae
Product: cell adhesion molecule CEACAM5
Source: RefSeq, a predicted model, not a curated record
UCACUCACUCACUCCCUCCCUCAACCACUCACUCACUGCCGCUUUUCUUUCUGUCUUUAGCUGAGACUCGAACCGUCCACGAUGGAUCUGCACGUCUUCAACUGUCUUCUUUUCCUCUUCUCUUAUGUCGGCAUCUGCCACGGGCAGAGCGUUCUGCCGCCCGGGCCGGUGGACGCCAUUCUAGGGAAAAAUGUGACCCUGAAAGUUUUGAAAAAGACUGAAGCCACAGAUGACAUCGUUUGGAAUUAUAGUGACGGAACAAACUUGAACAUCGUGGCUAGAUUAAAAGCAGGAAAGGUGUUGGUGGCAGACCUUUACAAGGGCAGAGCCAGCCUUAAUGCCACCAACGGCUUCUUGACUCUGACCGGACUGACGGUGAAGGACAGUGGAGAUUACAGCAUCAGCAUCCUGGGAGAUGAACAGGCCGCUGCUGGGGAGGUCAAACUGCGAGUUUUGCAGCCGGUGUCAGGAGUCAUUAUUACUGCUAAUGUGACUGAAGCAAUGGAAGGAAGCACUGUGUCUCUGAACUGCUCUGCUCAAGGCUCCUUCCUGGAGUUCGUCUGGACCAACGGCUCCAGUCCCAUCGUGGUGGAUGGUGUUCGCAUCACACAAACAACUGGAGAGUUCUUCAAUAGGCUAAUUAUCAAAGAUGUAUACAGAUCAGAUUCCUCCAAUCCUAUCUUCUGCACAGCAAGAAAUGGGCUUCAGAGUGAGAAGAGCCGUCCUGUAACUCUCACUGUUUUCUACGGACCGGACGUGGUCAUCAUAAACCCAGCCAAACCUCCAGAAUUCAUCAAGUCCAAAGAGGAUUUCAACCUGACCUGCUCAGCCGCCUCCAAGCCGGACGCCGUCUUGUCCUGGUACUACAACAACCAGCAGAUCAAGAACAGCGGCCCUGUCCUUACUCUGAAGACCAUCGAAGAGCAGGGCCUUGGAAAGACCGCUGGUGACUACAAAUGCAAUGCUGUGAACUCCAAGACCACCAAUGCCAGGAACUCUUCUGCUGUUAGGUUCUCUGUAAUUGAACCCCUUUCAGGUGCACAAAUGACUGGUCCAAAACCCCCCCUGUUUGCUGGCAACUCCACAGCUAACCUAAGUUGCCAGGUAUCUGCAGGCAAAGUGACGGAAACCGUCUGGCUGAGAAAUAACGAACCUCUUUCUGCGAGUCCCAGAGUGGUGUUCUCCAGUGACAUGAGCUCAGUGGCUAUCAACCCAGUCCAGAAAGACGACAAUGGAAAUUUCGUGUGCAAGCUCAAGAAUCCUGUUAGUGAGGAGAAAGCAGAAUACAAGCUGGAGGUCUUCUAUGGUCCUGAAGAAGCUGCAAUUAAGGGAGUGAAGGAAGUGGAUCUAGAAGGCACGGUGCUUCUUAAUUGUUCGGCCUCAUCCGUCCCACUGUCCGAAUUCACCUGGAAGCUUAACGGAACAGCUGUUUCUGAGAAAUCAAAUGUGCUCACCAUCAACAAGCCCAAGUUUGAAGAUUCAGGGACUUACACAUGUGAAGCGCGUAAUCCCGUGACUGGCAAGACCGUCACCUUUACACAUGUUCUCAGUGUCAAAGCGGAGAUAAUUGAUGGUCUCUCGGAUGGAGCUAUCGCAGGAAUUGUCAUCGCCUGCCUUUUAGCAGUUGGAAUCGCCAUUGGCCUAUUUUUUUACUGCCGAGCAAAAGUGCCCAAGGAGUACGGUUUAGGAAAGCCGGCAGCAAGCGAGCCGUGAGUAUGGUUGAGUCACCGUACUGAUAUCCUCACAAACUGCUGGCCAAAACAUCCCACUGACUCGUUUCUUCAUGAUCCACUCAUGCUGGAAGGAGAGCACAGGUGGAUCCUGUUGGGUUCUCCAAAAGUCUUCAACCGAUCAACCAACCCAACAUCCCCAACGCUUUUUGAUAAAACCAUAGAUUCUCGCAAGAUUUGGAUUUUAAAAUUCUAAUUUGGACUUAAUUUAUUUGUUUGAACACCCCUCCCAGCUGAAUGAUCCCCUUCUGUCCGUAUCCGGCUUCAUUUGUUGCUGACAAACAUUGUUGGUUUUUUUAGCUAAAAUGAAAAUGUUUUCUGGAGAAAAGCUGAUAGACUUUUUAUCUACGCGGUGGAAAUCCGAGAACAUCCAAACAUCUAUGCACACGGGUGACCGCACGAGCACAGCCACCCACGUGGACCUUCAGUAGUCUGAGUCAAAAUGAUACGUACCAAAGAAAAGCCUCUGUGGUCGGAUUACUCUCACUGCCUGUGCCAGGUGGGUGGAGCUUCUGUGAUAGAAAACACUUGAAAUACAGCGGAGGGUUUUGUUGUUUUUUGGCAGAACUUUUCAUUCUGAACAUCUAUGUUUGUCCUGUGAUUACUGCUGGAACUGGGUUUAAGAACCAGUUCGUGCUAAAAUGACUACAUUUUUUACAUUUUUCCUACUUGUUCUUUUUAUCUUUUCUUUUUUCUCAUUACUGACUACAUAUUUUUUUUUAAUUAUUCCCAAUAGUCAUUUUUCUGAAGUUGAACCCAACAAGAGGGACAGGGAGCUGUUGAUAAGCUACCUUGCCCAAGUAACUUUAAAUUCAUGUGUAUAUUUAAAAAAAAAAAUGAAAUUGCGUCAAAGUUUGACCUAAGGACACAAACUUUAAAUGAUUAAAAUGUGAGCAAACUGUAACGUUUAAGAACUGAGUAAGUUACAUACAAUUUUAUUUAAUGUGAACAGGAUUUUGAAAAUAGAGCAAAUAAAUGAAACAUGGGUCAAACAAAACCCGUUUUUGUCCAUUGAAGUGUUCACUCUAACUUCUCAACUAUUAAAGCAUUUAAGCAGAAUUGUAGGCUGAAUGUUGUUACUCAAUGUUUUAAACUAAAAAUGCUUUUGUCAUCCACAUAUACACUUAUUUAGCUUUGCUUUUCCAGCAAACACAGACGGACACUCUGAUGAGCUCAAACACUCUGUAACCCUUGUGCUAUCCUAGGCACUUUACCAUUGGGAGUGGGGUCAUCUAGACCCACUUCAAUGAUUUGUGAUCUUCACUGGCGUCCAUGGAUUACAUGACAUUUUUCGACCUUUGUCAUGGUAGGGAGAACACGUCAAUGUAAGGGGGGGGUCAUAGGAUAGCACAAGGGUUAUUUGCUUUGACGUUAAUUCAAACUCACUGAGUUUCCUAUGAUUUUUUUCCCUAUGACUUAUGACUAUGAAAUGAUUUUAAUCAUACCAGUCCUCUAAAUUUAAGGUUGCGUUUCUUUCAUAUGUGCAGGUUGCAAAGUGCUUCUUUUCAAAGGGAACUAACAUCAAACAAAUAUAAUCAAAUAUUUACAGCCUGAAGUUUGAAAUAAUCAAGUCCUGGCGUCUUUAAAUAUAUCCAACACAGACUGCAAACUAGUUAUUAUAUAAUUGGAAGCAUUUAUGAAGCUGGUUUACUGCAUGCACUAACAGUAUACAAUCAAAUUUUAGGAGAAAAACCAAAAAAACGCACAGUCUGCAAAAUCUCUGUCUUUCCGGAGCCUCCUUACUGGUGUCCUCGUCUUGUUGUCAUAGCGAUCAUGAGAGGAGUGACAAGAAGAGUAGCUAAAGCUGGUGAAAACAAGCCCCAGCAUGCAGCACAACUGCAGGGGUUUUAAGAGAAGAUGAAAUGAGCGGGAAGAUGUUUCUUGGCAACCACAUAUUUUGAGGUUUGCAGGGGUAAAUAUUGAUGAGCUUAUGGUGGCGCUUCUUUUUUCUCUUUUUAGAGACUUUUCUGUUGUUUUUUUUUAAUCAAACUCAUCAUUUUGGAGGUUAACUACACACCUUGUCACUGUUUAAAAUGCACAUUUUCCUGUUUGAGGUUCUGGCUGAUAACUAGCUCACUCAUCUGAUUUUAGGUGCUUUGCCAUCAGACCUUUGACUCUUUCACUUGUGCUGUGUACAGGUUCAUGGUUUGUCUUUGUAUAGAAGGUGGUCAUGUGAUCUGAGACUUUAACAUGCACUGAUCUCCAGUAAGAAAAGUAUUUAUUUUGUUUUUGCUGAAAAAUCCGCUGGAGCUGAAGAUAAUCGCUCUUUCAGGAAUGUUGCUUUCAAGAGUCCAUCCAAUGGUGUUGUGGGUAGUUUCAGAGCUUUAACUGGAUCCAGACAAGAAAAAACAAACCUCCUACAUAAGUAGUUUGGAAAACUACAUAGCAGAAAAUGUAUUAUAGAUGAGGAAUAAAUAUGUUUUGUUGUGCUAAACAAGACAUGGUUUGGUGUGUUAAGACAGAGUAACAGGGCCUUAAAUAAAACCGCCCUGAUUGUAAAUAUUGAAGCUGAUGUACUGCAAUGCAAAGAAAAUUUGUGAACUUUUCUUUGAUUAUUUUUGGGGUCUUCUUUUUUUUAUUCAUGAGUUUGUUCAUGUUUACAUAAACUGUUUGUGCCUUUAUAAAAUCUCUGUUCAAAGCCUGAAAGUAAAUGUAAAAUGAAAUGUUUAUCAGGUCAAAAUGUUCUCUUUUGAUGUUAAAGCUAUAAAACAUGGAACUAUUUUGAUAAUGUUUCUGUGUUUGUUGCUUUUUUAUUUGUAUUGGUCCACCCACAGAAAUGUAUUGGGAUUUUUUCUAGCCAAUGGCAGGCUUCUGUCUGUUCACACAUGACACACCUGUGUCUAACACCUUUCUGCACUCACUCACACAACAGUCGAAGCUGUUAAAUAAAAUUAGGUCAGUUGAUAUUAAUAAUAAAACUGUUAGAAAAGGG